This is a messenger RNA of Poecilia reticulata (guppy), 1267 nucleotides long. RefSeq names its product cytochrome P450 2G1-like. Gene Ontology annotation, molecular function: oxidoreductase activity, acting on paired donors, with incorporation or reduction of molecular oxygen, reduced flavin or flavoprotein as one donor, and incorporation of one atom of oxygen; heme binding; iron ion binding. Gene Ontology annotation, cellular component: cytoplasm; intracellular membrane-bounded organelle. The record is from RefSeq and is a predicted model, not a curated record. Lineage: Eukaryota; Metazoa; Chordata; Actinopteri; Cyprinodontiformes; Poeciliidae. Gene Ontology annotation, biological process: xenobiotic metabolic process.
UGCAGGUAGCGGAGAGCGCCAUGGAGUUUUCUGCAACUUUUCUCCUGUCGGUGCUGAUCGUGGCUCUCCUCUGGUUCGUGUCUGGUAAAAACACGAAGAAGUACCGUUUGCCUCCUGGACCCAGUCCGCUGCCUCUCAUAGGAAAUCUGCUGCAACUGGAAAAGACAGCGCCGUUUAAAAGUUUCCUGGAGUUCAGUAAAACCUACGGUCCUGUGAUGACCUUUAACCUGGGCUGGCAGCGGGUCGUUGUUCUGGUCGGAUACGACGCGGUGAAGGAAGCUUUGGUGGACCAAGCGGACGACUUCACAGGCAGAGCGCCGGUGGCGUUUCUGUACAGAGCCACCAGAGGAUACGGUAUUGGGAUCAGUAACGGUGAGCGCUGGCGUCAGCUGCGGCGCUUCACUCUGUCGACUCUACGAGACUUUGGGAUGGGACGCAAAGGGAUGGAGGAGUGGAUCCAGGAGGAGAGCAAACACCUGAGGGCGCGCAUGCGCUCCUAUAAAGGUGAACCUUUUGACCCGACCAGCUUGCUGAGCCGCACCGUGUCCAACGUGGUCUGCUGCCUGGUGUUUGGACAGCGCUUCAGCUACGAGGACAAGCACUUUGUGAAUCUGCUGGCUGUCAUAACUAUGAUCGUCAGGUUCAACAGCAGCCCUAAGGGCGUGAUGUACAACAUCUUCCCGUGGCUCAUGGAGCGACUUCCUGGCAAGCAGCACGCCGUUUUUGCAAAGGUCGAGGAGAUCCGAGACUUUGUCCAGACGAAGAUCCGAGAACACGAAGACAGUCUGGAUCCCAGCUCUCCCAGAGACUUCAUCGACUGCUUCCUCAUCCGAGGUCAUGAGACUCCAUGUCCUGCUGUUUUCCCGCAGGACACUGUGAUCGUACCGCUGCUGCACUCUGUGCUGAAAGAGGAAAAGCAAUGGGCAACUCCGCAUUCCUUCAACCCGCAGCACUUUCUAGACCAGAAUGGCAACUUCAAGAAAAACCCAGCAUUCCUCCCUUUUUCUGCAGGGAAAAGAGCCUGUGUGGGCGAGUCUCUGGCUCGUAUGGAGCUUUUUAUCUUCAUAGUGAGUCUCCUGCAGGACUUCACCUUCACCUGUCCUGGAGGCCCCGACAGCAUUAACCUGGUUCCGGAGUACAGCAGCUUCGCCAACGUGCCUCGUUCUCACAAAAUCAUUGCGACGCCGCGAUGAAAGAGAAAAACUGUUUUCAUCUAAAUAUGAGCAAAACUUUGUCAAUAUUCUGAUAAUGUCGGAAAAAAUAUACA